AUUCAGUUACUACUGGAUUCAUCGUAACACAUCCCAUUAUGCAACUAAAGGAAAAAGGAAAAACCCCCAAUGGAUUAGUUCUUUAUAUAAUAAUAUAUAAGAAAAAACUUGAAAAGAAUUCAUUACAUAAUCUCCGAGAAAAAGUUAUUGUUCUCAACGCUGCCAAAGCUUAUCGAAAUGAAUCUGAUAAGGUCAGGAGAUACUAUGAUGAAUUUGUAAAAAAACGUUUU
Messenger RNA from Scutellospora calospora, 230 nucleotides. NCBI's taxonomy places the organism in Eukaryota, Fungi, Glomeromycota, Glomeromycetes, Diversisporales, Gigasporaceae. The record is from the annotation of a GenBank genome assembly.